Pseudophryne corroboree (corroboree frog) is the source of this 1026-nucleotide messenger RNA. Its product is annotated as oocyte zinc finger protein XlCOF22-like. NCBI's taxonomy places the organism in Eukaryota, Metazoa, Chordata, Amphibia, Anura, Myobatrachidae. The transcript has a single exon. Bases 1 to 1026 code for a protein of 341 amino acids. Gene Ontology annotation, molecular function: DNA-binding transcription factor activity, RNA polymerase II-specific; RNA polymerase II cis-regulatory region sequence-specific DNA binding. Gene Ontology annotation, biological process: regulation of DNA-templated transcription. The record is from RefSeq and is a predicted model, not a curated record.
AUGGGAGAGAAGCUAUUUCAGUGCUCUGUAUGCGAGCUGUGUUUUGCCAGGAAAGACACUCUAAUUCAGCACGAGAGAAGCCACACAGGCGAGAAGCCUUACUCCUGUGCGGAAUGUGGAAAACAGUUUACUAGCAGUCGGAUAUUGGUGGAGCAUGUAAGAACUCACACAGGAGAGAAACCAUUUCCAUGUUCUGAGUGUGGGAAGUGUUUUACCAACAAACGAUCUCUCACUAUUCAUCAUGCAUAUCACACUGUGAGAAAUCUGUUUUCAUCUUCUGAGUGUGGAAAAACGUUCAUUUAUAGAACAAGCCUUGACAUACAUGUAAGAUCUCAUAAGGGUGAGAAGCCGUUUCCAUGUUCUGAGCGUGAGGAGCGCUUUUCCAUCUGUAAUCAGCUUUUAGUACAUCAAGCAGUUCAUACUGGUAACACAGUUAAAUGCUCAGAAUGUGGGAAAUCGUUUUCUUCUCGGUCACAUCUUCGUGCGCACAGAAAAACUCAUACUGGCGAGAAGCCGUAUUCAUGCUCUGAAUGUGGGAAGUCCUUCAGUGUUAGAUCAAGUCUCAUUCGGCAUGAGAGGUCUCACACUGGAGAGAAACCAUUUGAGUGUUCGGAGUGCAAGAAGGCUUUCCGCUCUAAGACCCAUCUUGUCCAGCAUCAGAGGUCUCACACUGGUGAGAAACCGUACUCAUGUCUUGAGUGUUGGAAAUGUUUUACAGUUCAAUCAAAUCUCCUCAGUCACAAAUUAAUCCACACGGGGGAGAGACCUGUUUCUUGCUCUGAGUGUGGAAAAUGCUUCCAGAAUCGGUCUGGUUUACGUCGGCACCAGAAAACUCACAUAGGGCAGAAGCCCUUGUGUUUAGAGUGCGGGAAUUAUUUUGCCAGAAAAUCUAAUCUUCAAUCACACCAAAUGAUUCACACAGGGGAAAAGCCGUUCCCAUGUUCUGAGUGUGGUCAAAGUUUCAGAUUGCAGAAGGCGCUCAAGGCUCACAAGAAGACUCACUCAGGGGAAAAGCAGGUUGAGUGA